Messenger RNA from Telopea speciosissima, 779 nucleotides. RefSeq lists its product as uncharacterized. Gene Ontology annotation, cellular component: mitochondrion. The coding region runs from base 57 to 458 and encodes 133 amino acids. The transcript is spliced from 4 exons. NCBI's taxonomy places the organism in Eukaryota, Viridiplantae, Streptophyta, Magnoliopsida, Proteales, Proteaceae. The record is from RefSeq and is a predicted model, not a curated record. Gene Ontology annotation, molecular function: structural constituent of ribosome.
AAAAAUUAGAGGGGAAGACUACUUACUCUUUGGACAUUGUUGUGAACAGCCCAGCAAUGGAGAAAGCAGUUGGUCUUUUCAGACGUUCCUUCAGUCUUAUCAGAAGCUUCAGUACUUUUGCUCCUACUUCAAAUGCAGCCACAGCAGUGGUAUCAAAGAAAUCAAAGCAUAGGAAGAAGAAGAACUUCUUUGAAGUUUCUCAAUUUCUUCCCAAUUGGGGUAUUGGAUAUCAAAUGGCUAAGAGUCACUGGGUUGGAGUAUCUUACCAGAUUACAAAGAUCAACCUCUAUAAGGAUGGACGACAUGGUAAGGCAUGGGGAAUUGUCUACAAAAAUGGCGUGCCAGUUGCAGAUGCUCCGAAAAAAAUAAGUGGGGUUCAUAAACGCUGUUGGAAGUAUAUUCCAGUUUCAAAGAAAGCAAUAGAGAGCCCGCCAAAGCUGGAAGCUCAGUUAACUUGACGUUCUGUUUUGAAUUUUCAAGGCUAAUUUUCUGUACUUCCAUCUUUGGUACAAGAUUAAAAUUUAUGAAGUAGAUCUUGAAUUAGUGGGGUCUAUACCAUUGUUGUGGAGACCUAUCACAUCAGCUUUGGUUAUAUCACUUUCUUUUUGUAUUUUGCUGCUAUGGAUGCUUCAUCAGUGUUGAACCUUGAACACAAAAAAUGAAACUUAACUGUUUGGAUAUUCUUUACUACUUGUUUAAUCAUUUUCUUGUCAUUUAAGAUGAUUUUUGUUGUUGUCAUACUAACCUAACAUGAUUAAUAAAUACGACAUUUCAUGUUU